This is a messenger RNA of Moneuplotes crassus, 1703 nucleotides long. The record is from the annotation of a GenBank genome assembly. Lineage: Eukaryota; Ciliophora; Spirotrichea; Euplotida; Euplotidae.
UUAGGAACAUUGAAAUUGUCAAGAAAUAAAAUGGAUUUACCAAAGUGCAGAAAUAAGAAAUGCCCGAACAUUUCUACUUUCUACUUAGAAAGUAAGAAACUGUAUGUUUGCCAGAGCUGCUGUCAUUCUAAAUACUCGAAGGUAAAGCCAGAGUUACUAGUCACGGCUGGAGUCCCCCAAAACAUGCUGAAAACUCUUGGGGAAUGUAUUAAACUCUUUUCAUUCAGCAUUGAUGAAGAUGAUGAUGAGGAACUCAUGGAAGAAUGCAAGUCUCUGAUAUCUAAAUAUGAUGAAGAAAUUAACCAACUUGAAGAUAAACUACAAAAAGCUAUUGCUGAGGAAGCUUACCAUGAGUUUAUCCACGUUCAAAGUAAAGCUCAAAAUAUUUUUAGUGAACUAAAGAAAGAGCCUCUUUACAUCGAGUUUUCUUCACAGAAAAUCUAUGAUCAGACUUCAGAGAGAGUCACUGCUGGAGGUCCAGGUCCUGGACACGAAGAUGAACCCGAAGAUCCAGCUUUUCUCUUAUAUGAUGUUGAAGAUUCUGAUACUAAGAAACUCCUUUCUCAAAAUAUCCAAGAGAUGAAGAAGUUCAAAGGCAAACUUGAAGAAGUUAUGAACAAUGAGGCAAAGCAUGAUGAGGUAAAAGAUCUGUAUGAACCGCUUAAUUAUAACAUCCAAUCACUCCUCGAACACAUCGAGGACCUGACGAGAAAUAAAGAUGAAGAGAUUAGAAAAUAUGCAGAAUUAUACAAAAGUGAACUCGAACAAAAAGGAGAAAUGAUCAAAAUUCUCCACGAACAAGCUGAAAAUGAUGCUAAAAGACUCAAGCAACAAGCGAAACAAACAGAGCAAGAACUUGAAGAAAAUGAAGAAAAGGUGAAGGGACUACUCUCGAUGCAAGAAGAAAUCGACUCUAAGCUAUUUCAAGGACCUCCUCCCAAGAUCGAUGAACAAAUCACCAAUCCUGGAGAUGUCUCUUACACAAAUGAUGAGUUCAAUAAUUUCCACGAAAUAGUCCUAGGCAAGAAAUGUUCUAUCAGUAUAAACUUUGAUAUUGGAAUCACUUGUAACGAUGAAACUCAAUUCGGCCUCAUAGAAUCACCUCGAAAGAGGUUCCCUCCUCUACAUAGAAUUUGUCUAAAUAAUGUUAAGGAGGAGGACAAAGAAAAGAUCGUAUUUUUUAUGAAGAACUUUUUGCCCAAGAAGUUCAGGAUCUUUAGUAUGUGUUGGGGAUCUGAGCUUGCCAACAUAGAUGGCUAUUUUAGCCAUAUUAUUGGUCUAAAGCCUUCCAUAAUCAGAGCUCUGAGGUUAUGGAACUUCAGGAUAUCACAGAGGCACAUUGUUAGGAUAUUCACGACAUUCAAGCAUUUAGAGGAGAUCUCUCCUCACAAAUCCAUUUUAGAUAUUAACUCUGUUCCAAAUUUGGAGCAUCGCAUGAAGGAAUCUAGAAUUAAGAAGGUGAAUGUUUACCAGUGUGGCUCAAAAGAGCGUGGAGACUGGGAGAAUGAUAACAGCCCUCUUCUAAACCUCCUAGCUGGGCUAGCGCAGUCUGAAGACUUUAGAAUUGGCUUGGAACUCUUCUAUGCUGUUGGCUGUGAUAUUACAAAAGAGGAGUUAAGGAAAAUUUUAGAGGACAACGGAUUUGGUCAUGUUCAGGAUAAUUUGUAAGGAUAGAAUUGAAUUCAAUUUUGAUGGGGCAAAGU